Molecule: messenger RNA, 5993 nt
Organism: Pelodiscus sinensis (Chinese soft-shelled turtle)
Lineage: Eukaryota; Metazoa; Chordata; Testudines; Trionychidae
Source: RefSeq, a predicted model, not a curated record
AAAGAGGGUGGGGAGAAUUCAAUAGGGCACGCUGUCUCACUCUCUUCCCAGUCGAGAAAUCUUCCCAGUCGAGAAAUCUUUCAAACAUUCCGAGACGCAGGCAAAGUGCUGGCUUCCUUUGCGGAGAUUAAGAAUGUCGCACCUCCCCAGCCAACUUCAGGGAAAGCAAAAUUGAAAAGCAAAGGGACAGGACAUCAUGCUGAUUCACAGUUCCUUCUUGUUUGCCUGCACGGCUUUGGGAAGUCACAUCCUGGGAUAUGUCCUCGGUCAAGGGCCAAGCCGGUUGAAACUGGCCGUCCUCUCGGAAGACAGGCUGCAGAUGAAAUGGAGAGAAACGGAAGGGAACACCGACGGAUACAAGGUCCAAGUGAAGCCCAUGGCAGGUGACUCGGAACAGGAAGUCAUGCUCAAAACCAAAACGCCCAAAGCGACGGUGGGGGGGCUGAGCCCCACGAAGGAAUACACCCUGCACAUCUACGUGCUCGAGGGCUCCCAAGAAACCUUGUUUGCCAAAAGGAAAUUUGUGAUUCAGGAGCUGAAAAACAUCUUGCAGGCUAGAAAUAACCAAAAGAAUACGGCGACCGCUCCAGGAAAGAGCACCCCCCCUGUGAGAAAUACAGCAACCGAGCUCAUCCCAGAGGUGAAGGCAACGUCCCCCGCCCUGAGUGAAACCACCACACAGACAGCAAAAGACAGACCUGAGCGGAGAAGGCAGAAGGCAGCAGGAGCCAAGGGCCCGAGUGAAACCCUCCAAGGGAAACCAAACACUGAGUUCAGUGUGACAGAAACCCCGACAGCCCUGCAAACGACUCAGCGCAGCCCCGCAAAAUCCGAGCAAGGCGAUCUCGGCAAAGAAAAACACACAAAGGAAACUUUAAAGAGAGGCUCUCGGUUUCAGUGUGACACAGCCGCAGCGACUGAUAUCGUCCUGCUGGUGGACGGGUCCUGGAGUAUCGGACGCAACAACUUCAAGUUUGUCAGGGAGUUCCUGAGCGCCUUGGUAUCCCCUUUCAAUAUUGCCCGGGAUAAGAUAAGGAUCGGUUUGUCCCAGUAUAGCAGUGAUCCACGGACAGAGUGGAACCUGAACACCUAUGUCACAAGGGACGAGGUGUUAGAGGCGGUGAGGAACCUGCGAUAUAAAGGUGGCAACACUUUCACAGGCCUUGCUUUGUCCCAUGUCCUAGAACAAAAUCUGAAACCUGAAGCUGGCUCCAGGGCAGAUGCAGUUAAGCUGGUGAUCCUCUUGACUGAUGGAAAAUCACAGGAUGAUGUCAACCUGUCUGCCCAGACCUUGAAAAAUAUGGGCAUAGAACUAUUUGCCAUUGGGGUGAAGAACGCAGACGAGGCAGAGCUGAGGCAGGUGGCAUCAGAACCCCUGGAGCUCACUGUGUAUAAUGUGCUGGAUUUCCCCCUCCUCAGCUCGCUGGUCAGCAGGCUCACCUGGGUCUUGUGCACCAGGAUCAAAGAGAAGCUCAAGAGUGAAAACACAGGCAGUCCCGUGAAAAAUGUCUCAGUCACUACUGGUCCCCAUCUGAGCCCCACCAACCUUAUCAUAUCAGAGGUGACUUCCAGAAGCAUGCAGCUUACUUGGACCCCUCCGCUAAGACAGCCGAAGAAGUACAGAAUUGUAUAUUACCCCUCCAGGGGUGGAAUUCCCCAAGAGGUCGUUCUAGAUGGAUCUGCCUCCUCCACCCAGCUUGUCAACUUGACCUCGCACACAGAAUACCUGGUUUCGGUGUUUCCUAUUUAUGAAAAUGCCAUUGGAGAUGGGCUCAGAGGCAUGACCUCGACAUCUUUGUCACCACCCCUUUCCCUGAGAGCAUCCGAAGUGAGCCACAACAGCCUGAGACUGAGCUGGCAGCCAGCAAGUGGAGCUACGCAGUACCUGGUGCUCUGUUCAGCAGCCCCCAACGGAGCGGAGGAUGAUACCAAAGAGGUGAAAGUGGAACAGCCUGAGGUUCUGCUGGAUGGGCUGUCUCCCAGCACUGAGUACUCUAUAGCAGUGUACGCAAUGUCUGGGGAAGAGGCAAGUGAUCCGACCAGCAUCCAGGAAACCACCUUGGCCCUGAGCCCCCCCGGACACCUGAGUUUUUCUGAGAUCAGCCACGGGUCUGUCAAGGUCAGCUGGGAAGCAGCUUCACGUGCUGUGAGAGCUCACCGUGUGACCUACGUAUCCAGCAGAGGGAGCAAUGCGAGGGAGAUCCAAGUCCCCAGCAAUGCGUCAUCCACUGUGCUGAGACCUCUGUCCUCUCGCACCCAGUACUUCAUAAGUGUCAGCUCCGUUUAUGACGAAGGCAACUCCUUUCCGGUUACCGGCAACGUUACCACGUUAACGGUUCCGCCACCAAGUGCCCUGAAGGUGACCGAGCUCUCAGGAAACAACGUCCAGUUGCAAUGGGAAGCAGCCGCUGCCUCUGAUGUCCUUGUUUAUCAGAUUAAAUGGAAUGCAGUUGGAGAAGAGAGCUCCCAGGAGCUGUCCGUGGCUGGGAACCUGGCUGCUGCCAACCUGCCAGGGUUGAAAAAGAACACGGAAUACCAGAUAUCGAUCUGGGCGUAUUACAAGGAUGGCGCUCGGAGCGACACUGUUUCUAUUCUUCACAGAACCUCUUCCAAGAGCCCACCCACCAACCUCGUUAUAGACUCGGAGACCUCCACUAGCCUGCAGGUCCGCUGGAGACCCCCUGGCCGCCACCUACAAUACUACAGAGUAACCUAUGCCCCUGAAUCUGAUGAUCGCGCUCAGCAAACUAUAAUGGUUUCUGGUAAAAGCAGUGGAGUGACCCUGCAGUCGCUGCUUCCCAAUACAGCUUACAAGGUGAUGGUUUCUGCUGUCCAUGACGCAGGAGAGAGUGACUCUGUAUCCACUACUGGCCAAACUGCUUCUGCUUUGGCGAAACCACCCCCAACGCGCGGAUUUGCUCCUUUCAAAACAGAGGAUGCACACUGGUUUGCCGAGUUGAAAGAGGAGGGAAUGGGCAGCUCUUCCUGCCUUUUACAGUUGUCAGAUACUUGGAAAUUGGAACCCUGCUUGCCUGCUUGCCCCACUCUGAGCUCCACUGAAGGCUCUCUGCAAGGAUUUGAUAUGAUGGAGGCUUUUGGAUUGGUGGAAAAAGAAUAUGCCUCCAUUAAAGGAGUCGCUAUGGAACCAUAUGUGUUCAGUGGAACACGUACUUACACUCUCUUCAGAGAUAUUCAGCUCACCCGGAGAACAAGUGAAGUGCUUCUCUCUGGGAUCCCACCUGUGCAUACCAUCAGCAUCCUCCUUCGACUCCUCCCGGAGGCUCCCAAAGAGCCCUUUGCCGUGUGGCAGCUAACAGAUGUGAACUUCCAGCCACUCCUCGGCGUUAUACUUGACUCCAGUAAGAAAUCCUUGACCUAUUUCAAUCAUGACUACAAGGCUGAUUUGCAGGAAGUCACCUUUGACCAACAGGAAGUAAAGAAGAUAUUCUAUGGGAGCUUUCAUAAGGUGCAUGUAGCUGUGAGCCUUUUCAAAACCAAACUCUACUUGGACUGUAAGAAAAUAGCAGAGAAACCGACCAAUGCCAUGGGAAGCAUCUCCACUGCUGGCUUCAUCAUGCUAGGAAAACUGACAAGAACCAGAGGUCCCAGGAGUGGGUCAGCAGCUUUCCAGCUGCAGUCUUUACACAUCGUAUGCAGUGGCUCAUGGGCAGAGGAAGACAGAUGUUGUGAUCUCCCUGCAUUGAGAAACGAAGAGACCUGCCCUACCUUGACUCCUUCCUGUACCUGCACUUCAGGUAUCCCAGGCCUGCCAGGUCCUCCAGGCCCACCUGGAAGUCCUGGGAGAAGAGGCCCACAAGGGGAACAAGGGGAACCAGGGCUGAAGGGUGAGCCAGGCCCCCCCGGACAAGUCGGACCCGAGGGUCCUGGUGGACAACAAGGGUCCCCAGGCUCCCAAGGAAUCACCGUGCAGGGGCCAGUGGGCCCCCCUGGAAUUAAAGGGGAGAAAGGAGACACUGGAAUCCCAGGCAUGCAGGGUGUUCCUGGUGCCCAGGGAGCUCCCGGCAGAGAUGGUAUUCAGGGAGCAAAGGGGGUGAGAGGACUGGAAGGCACAGCAGGGCCUCCGGGGCCACCAGGACCCAGGGGUUUCCAAGGAAUAACGGGUUCCCGAGGCAGCAGUGGAGAGCGAGGACCGCCAGGGGAUGUCGGACCCACUGGUCUGCCUGGUCCAAAGGGGGAAAGGGGAGAGAAAGGUGAACCUCAAUCGCUGGCCACAAUUUACCAGCUGGUUAGCCAGGCUUGUGAGCGGAUGAUUCAGACUCAUGUCUUGAAAUUCGACUCAUUCAUCCAUGAACAUACAAGGAAGCCGGUUCCCAUGUGGGAGGACAUGUUGAAGCCAGGCGUACCCGGACCACCAGGUCUUCCGGGUACCGCUGGUACUAGAGGAGAAGAAGGAGAAGAUGGUAUCCCAGGACAGCAGGGCAAAGAUGGGUAUCCUGGUGAAAGAGGAAGUCCUGGACGCCAGGGUGAGAAAGGCCUGCCUGGAGCCAGUGAGGAAGGAAUCCAGGGACCCAGAGGACGAGCUGGCGCUCCAGGAGAACAAGUCAUAGGAAACCCAGGUCUGAAAGGUUCCCCUGGGAGCACCGGUCCUCCAGGUUUUCCUGGUGCCAGAGGCCAUCCCGGGGCACCCGGCUACCCAGGUGGUUGUGAUUUCUCUGGAUGCUACAGGGCAAGCACAAGAGAUUUCAUCCCAUGAUGAUUGAGGCAUGGGCUACCUUGGACAGGUCUCUGUCCCUUGGGAACUUCUGCACUAAAGUUCCAUCUGGCCAGAGCAUAAUUGCAACUUGGACACCAAAUACAAACUUUCUUCUCUGGCUGCACUGGAUUUUUGUAUGGAGGCAUAGAAUUCUAAGCAUAAAACAGUGCUCAUAAAACCAGACGGCAUGCACAUAAUACCUAGUCAUCCUCUCUCACCUAUAUUCCUAUGUUACUGUCUGAGCCAUUUCGCACUGGAUAACUGGUGUGUCUGAAUUGAAGUCGGAUGUCUCACAACAGGGGUAAAAAAUACAGUUGGAGGAAUUACAAGAGAGCUGACCCACAAGUAAUGAGAAUCAUAUGGGACAUGCUUAAAAACAGUCUGGAGCAAUGGCUCGUUUGUCCACCUGUGCUUUAUUUUUUCAGCCAUUAUUAUGGGUCACCAGUACCUGAGCAAAACCGUACAAGGUGCUGAAAGAUGCAAAUCCCUUCAGUGGGAAUCCUGCCAUGUUAUCUAUCAGGGGAGAAUAGAAUAAAAUCGUAUACUAUUGCUAUAGCUUCUGCCUCUAGAACAAUACUGAACUCUUCCUCAGUUUCAUUAUCAUUAGACGAGGGAAUCCCUUUUUCAGAGGAGUGAUGGAAGCCCAAGCGCCUAGUCUAGAUUCAUCCACCUCCAGCCUAGCAGCAGAAAAUAGAGCAGUUGUUCAUUGACAAAGGAUGAACUAUAUAACUCCUUGGACUUCUCCAUCUCUUCCUACUACAAGCAUAGGGACAGUUUUGCAUAGGUCUCACUUUUAGCAGUAUGAUACUAGAGGUAUUUGUUAUUGUAUCGCAUUCUACAAGUUGAACCUCCAUGGUCCGGCACCAUCAGGACCUGACCUACUCCAAACCAGGGAAUUUGCCGGAUCAGGGAGGUCAAUGCCAGCCUGAGAUUCUGCUGCCCCCUGGCUCCCUAGUUUGGCAAUGCUUCUGGCCUGAGCCUGCUGGUUUGUCCUGGGGAGUGCUUCCACUGGGUUGCUGAUGAUACCAGACCAGGGGUGUAGCCGGACUAGAGAAGUCUGGAUUGUAGAGGUUCAACCUAUAAUUGUACAUAUUGAUAUCAAAUGAUACUGGUACUGCAACAACUGAAUUGUAAUUGUUUGUUAUUUUAUAUUGUAACAGCUUCUAUUGGCUUUAGACCAGAGCCACACUGUAACAGCUUUCAAUAAUUGCUCCUAAACCUGGAUUAUUGACACAAAGGAGAGCAAAUUCUGUGAAUAAAAUGUCUCUGGGGUUUGAAA